Molecule: messenger RNA, 864 nt
Organism: Trichoplax adhaerens
Lineage: Eukaryota; Metazoa; Placozoa; Uniplacotomia; Trichoplacea; Trichoplacidae
Exons: 5
Coding region: 1-864 (287 amino acids)
Molecular function (GO): S-adenosylmethionine-dependent methyltransferase activity
Source: RefSeq, a predicted model, not a curated record
AUGACACAACCAGAUAAGCCUUAUCACGUCUUUGAUAAAAAUUGGAUAAGUCAAAAUUAUGAUAAAUUCAGGCCUACUUAUCCGCCUUCUCUUAUCCAACAAGUGAUGGAUUAUUUAAAACAAGGAAUAAAUCAACAAGACAAAUUUGAUUUAGCCAUCGACGUUGGCUGUGGUCCCGGUACAUCAACCCAGCAAUAUGCUCCGUAUUUUAAUCGAAUUAUCGGUUUCGAUCAUAGCGCAACUCAAAUCGAUCUAGCUCGCCAAGACAACCAUGAUCCUAAUAUUACCUAUCAACUUAGCCCAGCGGAAAAUCUUCCCCUCGAAGAUAAUAUCGUCGAUUUGGUUAUAUGUGCUCAGGCUAUCCACUGGUUUAAUAUCGAUCAAUUUCUUUCUGAAGUUAAUCGCGUUCUUAAGCCUGGUACAGGUUGUGUAGCAUUGUAUGCCUAUAAUGAUCCUGUUAUCAUGAAUUGUGAUCAAGCUGAGGAAUUAAAUUAUUACAUAUAUAAUGGUCCAUUGAGUGUUGAGACAUAUCAAUUUGCUAAAUAUUGUGGCAAAUGUCGCUAUAGUAAUAUCGAGUGGCCUUUUAGCCAGGCAGUAAGGGGCGAAUCAAAUACUGUCGACAACCAGAUGGAUAUCGAUAGUUAUAUUGGUCUACUUCACACGUAUGGCGAUAGCGUUGAUGCCGAAUUACCGUAUCCAGAUCCGGAAUUGAAAAGAAGUUAUCCCUUACUAAAUGAAAAUGAUCAAGAACAUAUGAUCAUUGGGACAUUCGCCGAAAUGUUAAGAGAAAGUACAGGAGGAGAAAUGUUACAGCUUUGCUAUCCAUUUUUCUACAUGUUUGGUAAAAAGCCAUCAAAAUUGUAA